Molecule: messenger RNA, 2127 nt
Organism: Rhodofomes roseus
Lineage: Eukaryota; Fungi; Basidiomycota; Agaricomycetes; Polyporales; Fomitopsidaceae
Exons: 11
Coding region: 1-2127 (708 amino acids)
Source: RefSeq, a predicted model, not a curated record
AUGGUCCCGAAGGAUCGCAAAGUGGCAAAGGCGAAGGUGACGGUGCCUAAGACGCACUCAAAAGCAGGGAAGACGAGCGGCGCAGGCGGCGGGGUCGUGCAGACGCAAGGCGAGUCGAUCCGUCCUGAUUCCGAUCGUAGAUACAGUGACUUACUGGAUUUAGUAAGCACUGAUGAUCGUGGCGGUCAAGUGAAGAGUAGUACUCACAACUUGAAGACGAAGCGCAAGCGUGACGGCCCACCCAGUGGAGAUGUAGGGGCAGCAAGGACGGCGGUACCGCGCGCGGCGCGCCGUGUCAACAGCAGUGACGCCGACGAGUCAGGCUCAGAGCGUCAACCGCAGAAGAAGGCGAAGGUCAGCGUUUUGCCGCAAUCCCAGAAGAGACCGCACCGUGCGGCCGUCAUCAAUUUUGACCACUCAGACUCGGACUUGCCAUUGUCGCUGCCACCACCGCUGCCACGCCGACUCCCCGCGGCGACUCCCCGCACGUCUCAGCCAGCGUCUCAGCCAGCCCGCAGUCAAUCACGGCCUCGUGCUGCCAUUCCUCAAGGAUAUGAAGACGACCUGGAUGACGAUGGAGAGGGCAUGGGUCUUGAUCAUGUCGAUCAUGGAGAGGAGGCAGAGGAUGAUGUCGAUGAAGAAGCUGAGUUGCGCGAACAAUGCGUUGACUUCGAAGCAGAGCGCGUGUCUAUUAAGGGAUCUGGAGGGUCUCAGUCAAUGAACAUGGAUCGCGAUCCCAGCUCAAGCGAUGACAUGCCGAGUGCUCAACCUCCCCGUUUCCGCUCAAAGGUCUCGCGCUCAUCGAGCGUGGUGUCCUAUGCCUCGGAGCCACCCUAUUCCUCGGAACCAUCAAGCAUGUCCUAUGGCUUAGAGCCACCGGAGGACCGCGACACUGAUGACGGUGAGUUUGAGGCACCACGCACUCGGUCUGACAACGAGGAGCAGGAUGAUCGAGUUGUAUACGACUCGGAUCCUAUGCUCGACGAUGACGAGCUGGAUGAAGAGGAGGCCCCGGCCGUGGUAUCGCGUGGGCAACGGCAGCUCACGAAGAAACAGCAAGAUAAAUUGAGAUCUGAGAUGCCGGAGAUUCGUCCUGCUCAAGUCACUCCGAAGACAAAGAAGCAUGCACAGACGAGUCACCACGCGGGCUCGGUCUCCGUCGACAGCAAGCACAACAGCAUCAAAUGGCGGGCGCGGACUAUGAUCACGAUCAUUGAGAACCCAAAGAGUGUCAAGAUGGCAAAGAGAGCACAAAACGGGAACGUCCAGCAAGUUAUGUCGCACGCCUAUAUACUCGGUGAUCAAAUGAUGGUUUUCGGCCGCAAAGACGACCGUGGGCUCGACAUCACCAUCAAUACCGUCAACACCAUGCUCACGCCAUUGGACAAGGCCGGCGUUGACCGCAUCGCGUAUGAGGCUCUUGUACAAGCUGCAGAUGUGCUCGGGUACACCGGCGAGGGCGACAUUGCUGAUCGCCUGGAACGCGGGGUGUGGGAACACUACGCUAAACCUCUUGCAGGUUAUGUUGCUCAUCGGCUGGGCAUGGCUCGCACUGGGAUCCGAAAGGCAAUCGCCUUAGUGGUGGAACACCAGUUCAGGCUCACGAUUCCGGCGGAGGACCUUCUGAUGGUGCCCGACAAGACACUGCUGCUAAAAGAGAUGAACUACGUCUUUCCAUGGACGUCAAUGGGAGGGUUUGAUCAGCGCGCACCAUACGAAAGUUCAGUGAUCAAGUCAGCGGUGCGCUCGGGAUUUUUCACCAAUGCGGGGUACGUUGGAAUCGGGCUGCAGAACAUCGCGCUCUGCACGUCUUCGCUGGAAAGCAAGCCCUCAGAGCAUGAGGUACCGCCGGAGAUGGUUGCACUUGCUACGACAGCUGUCGAGUCUGUGAUACACGAACACAGCCUUCGCCUCAGCAAGGCAGUUGAAUUUGGAGCAGCUUCCGCACCUGCAUAUCGGGAACACAUGGUGCGAUUGGCUGAUUUCCGCCAGCAGAGGCCGAAGCGUUACCAUCGCGUCAUGCAUGACAUAUUCAAAGCCGUGACGGUUGGUCAUACCCUGCAUCAGGGUUUAGAUGGUGGCGGCGCGAUCAUCAACUGGAAUGAUAUACCCGACGAUGAAGAGUAG